Messenger RNA from Physcomitrium patens, 1760 nucleotides. Its product is annotated as palmitoyl-monogalactosyldiacylglycerol delta-7 desaturase, chloroplastic. Gene Ontology annotation, cellular component: endoplasmic reticulum membrane. The record is from RefSeq and is a predicted model, not a curated record. Gene Ontology annotation, biological process: very long-chain fatty acid biosynthetic process. NCBI's taxonomy places the organism in Eukaryota, Viridiplantae, Streptophyta, Bryopsida, Funariales, Funariaceae. Gene Ontology annotation, molecular function: palmitoyl-[glycerolipid] 7-desaturase activity.
AUCCAAACCGUCGUUGCGUCAGCCCUCUGUGACGUGAUCGAGCUGCCGUGGAUUUCCAGUUCAUUUUCAUGCGUCUUGUUUCAUAUUCUGUGGUGAGGACGCUGCUCAUGGAGAUUUUGUGAGACGGGUUUGGGGUUUUAGGCCGUGCAGCGAAGCAGCAGGGUCUCCCGAGAUGGGAGAGAUGGUUGGUGUCGUAGCAGGCUCGCCGUGCAGCCUGCAAGCGCUGUCUCGAGGGGUAUCCAAUAGGGGUCCAAGUGUUGUGCGGAACGCUGUUGUGGGCUGUAGGAGUUGGAGGAGGGUUGGUAGAAUCGGGGACACUAACAUACGCCUUCGCAAUAACUCCAAUUUAGGUGGGUCGCUGCGAAGGUUGGAGUCAUUGAAAUUAGGUGCCGUGAUAGUGGCGGAGAGGGAUUCAUACACGAGACGUGUUCGUGAGUGUUCUGCGUCGUUGAGAGAUGGGGAGGAGGUCUUGACAGGGGAAUCUUCGACCCCCUCUGAGCCGGGUAUAUGGAUGUCGGAUGUUGUGGUGAAGAAAAGGCCGAAUUACUUCAAGGAUCGCUCAUGGACUUCGAAGGACCUCACUUACGCGGGUUAUAUGGCAUUUAUGCACGGGUUGUGUUUGUUGGCUCCAGCCACCUUUUCUUGGGAUGCUUUGGGUGUCUCUCUCGGUUUGUAUGUUAUUACGGGCUUGUUCGGGAUCACGCUCUCCUUCCAUCGCAAUCUGUCACACAAAAGCUUCAAGCUCCCCAAGUGGUUGGAGUACUCUUUCGCGUAUUGUGGAGUCCAAGCGGUCCAGGGUGAUCCAUUGGAGUGGGUAAGCUCACAUCGGUAUCACCACCAGCAUUGUGACACAGAGAAAGAUCCACAUUCUCCUUAUGAAGGUUUCUGGCACAGUCACAUGGGAUGGUUACUGGAUGACAGAAGAACUCAAGAAAGAGUCGGGGCUCGGAAUAACGUUGGUGACAUGGACAAAGAUCCUUUUUAUCAGUUUAUUCAGCGGACAUAUCCAAUUCAUCCCAUCAUGAUGGCGGUGGCGCUGUAUGUCAUGGGUGGAUUUCCUUACCUAAUUUGGGGCAUGGCUUUAAGAGUUGUGUGGGUCUAUCACAUUACGUGGUUUGUGAACUCAGCAUCUCAUGUUUGGGGCUCACAAAAGUGGAAUACGGGUGAUUUAUCAAGGAAUAACUGGUGGGUGGCACUUCUUGCAUUUGGAGAAGGUUGGCACAAUAACCAUCAUGCUUUUGAAUAUUCAGCGAGGCAUGGACUUGAAUGGUGGCAGCUAGACCCAACAUGGUGGAUCAUUUGUGCUCUUGAAGCUGUUGGAGUAGCUACAAAGGUAAAGCUCCCGAAGAAAGAGCACAUGGAGAAGUUAGCACUUUAGAUAAUUUUAACUGUUGGGGCUAUGUGCAAGUUCUGCUCUGUCUUGUCUUGUAUCCACCCUUUUUCAUAGCCCGUCCGUAAUGCUUGAGAUAUUCUACAUGAGAGUUAGGUCAUGAGUUGAGUACACAAUAAGUAAAACUCAUUGAAAGCCCGCGUUCAGAGUUUUUUAAAAUUGCAUUCAUAGUUUUAACCGGUUUGCCGUUUUUUGGAACAAUUCUUGCUUCAAACAGAUUUGUGUGAAGUGUGACUGUGAACAGUAAAUUCUUAGAAUCUAGGACUAGGAAGCAUGAGAAAUUAUUUUAAGCAUUAUGUGUCUGGUAUACUCUUAUAAGCUGAUUUGAGUAAAACUGAGCGAUGUAACGUUCAUGGUUCACUGUUGUUUA